This is a messenger RNA of Trichoplusia ni (cabbage looper), 909 nucleotides long. Its product is annotated as dynein light chain roadblock-type 2-like. The record is from RefSeq and is a predicted model, not a curated record. Gene Ontology annotation, biological process: microtubule-based movement. The coding region runs from base 316 to 609 and encodes 97 amino acids. Lineage: Eukaryota; Metazoa; Arthropoda; Insecta; Lepidoptera; Noctuidae. Gene Ontology annotation, cellular component: centrosome; cytoplasmic dynein complex; cytoplasm. The transcript has a single exon. Gene Ontology annotation, molecular function: dynein intermediate chain binding.
AGACAGACUGAAGACCCUCAGAAAUAGGGAUCCGUGUUCCCCUUUCGGUACGCAGCUUCAAUUGAGAAACGUCCUCUGCUAGAGGACGGUUGUGAUGGUCAAGUGGCACUCUGAAGAGUUAACCACUUGCAAUAUCAACCCAACUUAAUACACCAAACUUUUUCCAAAAUACAUACCAAGUGACAAAAAAGAAAUAAAAGUUAUUCCAAGUUCAAAUUCUUACAUGUCAACGUCAAAAUUCAUAAUAUCACAAGCCCUCAAGACUGCAUAAUCUAAAGAAGGAAAAUUAGACAGAUCUGAAUAUAAUAAUCAACAAUGGCAAACGAGGCUGAAGAAACUGUGCGAAAGCUGUCCAUGCACAAAGGCGUUGCUGGAGUGAUUGUGGUGAAUGGGGAAGGAAUACCUAUAAAAACUACCCUUGAGAACCACGUAUCUGUGCAAUACGCGGGGUUAAUGAGCUCUCUAGUCGAUAAAGCGAAGGCAGUAGUAAGAGAUCUUGAUCCUUCAAACGAUUUGACGUUUUUAAGGAUACGCACCAAGAAAAGUGAGGUGAUGGUCGCGCCAGAUAAAGACUUUAUACUAAUAGUUGUACAGAACCCGGUUGAAUGACGAAGGCUUUGGCUUUUUAGCCAACUUUUUUUUAUUUACAAUUUGACUUAAAUGCUGUUUUACGCGGCUUUUAGUAAUAGUGUUUGCUUCUAUAAUUCAAUCAUGUUUCCUUGUUUUCUUAAUUUAUUGUAAUUUAGCUACUUUCACACGGUUUUAGCAUUAACUGUAGUCGUUAUAUCGCAUUAAAUCGUCAGCUGCGCCGUGUGAAGAAUCCUUUGCUUAUUUUGUGCUGAUGUGAAAUUAAUUAUAUUUUUCCUUGUUAUUUAUUAGUUUAAUGCAUGUAUAACAUAUCGUUUCAAU